CGACCAUGGAAAGAGUCAUUCCUCUCGCUCGCACUCUCAUGCUCUCUCCAUCUUAGCGCUCAUCCCGCUGCUGCCUGCGCUUCUCUCUCUCUCUCACCCCCCUUUACCUCUCCGUCUAUCCGUCCCUCCCCCCUUCACUCUCUCCCUCUCUCUCUCUCUCUCUCUGUCACACACACACAUUCACUUACAUGCACUCAGACACACACUCUUUCUCCCUCUCUCUCUCUCUCUUUCUCCCACUCAUAUAUACAUAAACACACACAUACACAACACACAUGCUCCCGCACACACGCGCCCACUCAAUCCAUCAGAGUCCAACAUACCUGUGCAGGCUGGGGGGAGCGGUGCUGGAGGGGGCUUUCGGCAGCGUUGUCUCUGAGGGUGCUGUGCUAUCAUUUGGGGAAGAAGCGGGUCUCAAUUGUUUUCUCUUUCCUCUUCCUCUCAUUCCUGGAAUGCUAAAACUGGACUGAUGGACAUUUCAGAACUUUGUCUUCCAGACCCUCUCAGCUAUCAUAACCAGGCUUUGUUGUCCAAUUCAUUAGAGAGAUUCCUGAGUCCACUGGCCACGCUGGAGCCCUCUCAUUUCUGGCUGCUGAAUAGGAUGGCCGCUGAUGACCGGCAUCUACCCUCCAGCUGUGGGUCUUACAUCAAGACGGAGCCAUCCAGUCCCUCCUCGGUCAUCGACACGGUCAGCCACCACAGCCCCAGUGGCAACUCGGACGCCAGCGGUGGCUAUGUCAGCGCCAUGAACAGCCACUCGAACGGCCUGGACUCUCCGCCUAUGUUCACCCCCAGCGGGCUCGGGGCUGGCACCUGCCGCAAGCGCUAUGACGACUGCUCCAGCACCAUCAUGGAGGACUCGUCCAUUAAGUGCGAAUACAUGUUGAACUCCCUCCCCAAGAGGCUGUGCCUGGUCUGUGGAGAUAUAGCCUCGGGGUAUCACUAUGGGGUGGCCUCUUGUGAGGCCUGCAAAGCCUUUUUUAAAAGGACAAUACAAGGUAACAUAGAAUACAGCUGUCCUGCCACAAAUGAAUGUGAGAUCACAAAACGGAGACGCAAAUCAUGUCAGGCUUGUCGCUUCAUGAAAUGCCUCAAAGUGGGGAUGCUCAAAGAAGGUAAGAAGAGGGUUCGUCUGGACCGUGUGCGAGGGGGCAGACAGAAGUACAAGCGGAGGUUGGACACAGAAAACAACCCCUACCUGGGUCUGACGCUCCCCCCUCCCACCAAAAAGCCUCGUGAGUACUGCUCCGUCACUAGCCCAUUGUCUCCCUGCUCCGUCGCCCCUCCUCUGCCAGGCCAGCAAGCAGUCACAAAGAUAGUGUCUCACCUGUUGGUGGCCGAGCCGGAGAAGAUCUAUGCCAUGCCUGACCCUACCAUGCCGGAGAGCGACAUCAAGGCUCUGACCACGCUGUGUGACCUGGCUGACCGCGAGCUGGUGGUCAUCAUCGGCUGGGCGAAACACAUCCCAGGCUUUUCUACUCUCUCUCUGGGAGACCAGAUGAGUCUACUGCAGAGUGCCUGGAUGGAGAUCCUCAUCCUCAGCAUUGUGUUCCGCUCAUUGCCGUACGAAGACGAGCUGGUGUACGCCGAGGACUACAUCAUGGACGAGGAGCACUCACGGCUGACAGGCCUGCUCGACCUCUACGUCUCCAUCCUGCAGCUGGUCCGCAAAUACAAGAAGCUCAAAGUGGAGAAGGAGGAGUUUGUUACCCUCAAAGCCAUCGCUCUCGCCAACUCAGACUCCAUGCACAUAGAGGACAUGGAGGCGGUCCAGAAGCUUCAGGACGCUCUCCACGAGGCCCUGCAGGACUACGAGAGCAGCCAGCACCAGGAGGACCCACGGCGGGCUGGCAAACUGCUCAUGACCCUGCCCCUGCUGAGGCAGACAGCCACUAAGGCUGUGCAGCACUUUUACAGCAUCAAGGUGCAGGGCAAGGUGCCCAUGCACAAACUGUUCUUGGAGAUGCUGGAGGCCAAGGUCUGAUUGGAGGAAGGCUCACAGGCCACGGCGACAGCGGAGGGCUGCAUUACUGAUACAGAAAGUGACUUGAACCAAGGCUGAGGGUUCUCAGGAGAGGGAGACGCCCACUGAGUGCAGGACAGAGACUGACCUCCCUCACUCCUCCUCUACCUGGAGCCCUGGGACACGACAUAAAAAAGAACAAAUGCAAAACUUGGUUAUUAGUAUAAAUAUAAAAAUGAUGCAGAUUAAUUUAAAAUAUAUAAGAAAUACUAUGUACAGUAAUAAUUUUUUUGGUUUUUGUUAAUUGUCAGUGGUCAUGCUGUAUAUGAAGAAGGACCCUUCUGUCCCUCAGCGUCUUCAGAAUAAGUAGUUGCCAGAUCUUGAUAACAAGAUAAAGAAGAUUCUUUUUUCAGAAAACUAAAAGUUCCUAAAAAUUUUGUUCUGAAGACAGCAGAGGUGUCAACAACGACAAACAGACUCACUUGUCUCACAGUUGUGUUUUUGCCUGGACUUGACCAGGAUGUGUAAAUAUUUAUUAUUUGGAAGACUGAGUGUACAGUUCAAAGUCUGGUGAACUUGGUGGCCAUUUUCUCUUAUUCUCCUCCUGGAAAAAAAUGAACUAAAGGUGUUACCUAAAUGUGAACUCUUAUCAGUUUAAAUGUCCUUGGAUAUACCUCUCCAGAGCAGUAAGCCGUGUGAUCUUUGUGGAUCUGUCUCCGACUGGAAGACUUGCUGGUCCCAUGUUUAACCAAACUAGCAUAGGCAGGUACAAUAGUCAAUCGUCUUAUUCUGUAGUAACUCAGCAAUAAAAGGGAGCUGUUGGGGGUUCACUUUCAUGCGCUUUUCACUGCUGCUGUUUCUAAAAGACCAUGCCUGCGUGUAUCUCUGUCCCACUAGUGAGACGCACCACUGUACCGCUGUUUCACACUAGUGUUGCUCCUCUUCUGAAGUGAUCUGUCCUGAUGCUGCUCAUGCAACUCAUUGAACCCCCGAUUUGGUCAUUGUUUAAGCCUGUGGAAAUUGCCUCUUGACAUGCAAAUAGAUGACCUGAUUCAGGCCAGGUGAAAGAUAAUCAGCGGUUUUGGUGUGGCGGUAUCAAAGGAUUUAUGCCGAGUGGCAGAAGUCCAGGAGAUUCCAUGUUCAAACAAUCAGAGGCCCAUAUGUCAACCACUCUAUUUUGGGCCCCUUUAAGCCUGUGGCAGAGUCAUGCCACACACAGGGAGCAAGGUGCCCAGCAUCUGCUCUCACCAUUUUAGACACCUCCUGUCUUUUAAUAGCUGUGCCUGCAUUUAUAGGGCUGCGACCAAACAGAGGUAAAUGGCAGGUGCAGAGCCCGAGUGGUGGCACUUCACACUGGGUUUAUUUUUAACCCAGCAGGAGGUUGUUGUCUGCGCAGCCUCACGCCAGGAGUACAGUAGACACGUGGAACACUUCUUCUUGACCUCAUGUUGACACAGUGGCCAGUGCAGAGUAACACCCUUCCCACCGGCCAGGAGGCGGGCAGGCAGGCAUCUGUGAGGAGAACUCGGGAUGCCCGAGCGUGCACAUGUGAAUAGCUAUGCAAGAAACAAAGUGUCAGCAUGCUCCAAAGGGUAACAGCAACCCAACAGUGUGUCAGUACAAGGUGUGAUCUCUGGUGGGAGAAAGAUCUCAUACUCCCUUCUCCCUGUGUUUAGCUGCAGGGCCAUGACACUGGGUGUGAGUAAUACUGUAGUCCAGUCUAACUGAUCCAUGCCACCGGUCUCCAUGUGAGAGAGGAUGUGUUGCAGGCGAAUGCUUAUACUGCUGAAGGAUUUUAUGUGAUGUGAUAAAUUGUGGCACUGUCACAACAAUAUGAUACUGUGAUCAAAGCAAUCCCUGACAUUGCAGUAGGGUAGAGUUGCCGCCAUGCUUGUGAUAUCAGUGGCUAGCACUGAUCCAGUGGCCGGCAUGGCUUUUUAUACAGCAGUCUGAUUGGCCACGUAAUAGAGGGCGACUACCCACUCCUGCUCCUGCUCCCCAACUUAAACUAGCCGCUGUCCAGUUAACAAGCUCCACUGUAGAGGGUGACAUUAUAACUUGAGUUGUUUUACUGUUGUGCAAUACAACAGGGACCAAUUCUGACUGAAACCAUGCUAAGAGCAUGCUUUUACUUAGAUUUGGGAGAAUUUGUAUGCUAUUAAGUGACAUAUUCUACGUCCCUCUAAUCAGAAACAUGUAUCCUGUAUAUCAGAACUAUAUUUGAUUUGCUCUACUGAUAAAAGACCUUUGUGCUUCUUUCAAUAACAGUGCAGUAUAAAUGAAAACUUUUGCAAGAAAUCUUUACAGAUAGAAUUUUGUAGCGGCCCAAGAUGAUCAGCCAUAUGAAUCAUAAUAAUUUUGAUUAUUUUUACCUUGCAAUAUGACACUGUGUGAAGGCAAAGACACCAUGUCUUACAUUACAAGAUGUGUCUACGUGUGUAAAUAUAUCAGCAUCAAUACAGUAGGUUGCCGAAAUACCAUUGAAAAUAAAGUAUGCAGCGCCCUGCUGACUACUACCUCAUUAUCAUAUUGUCAAUAUUUCUCUGAUUCUACACUCUCUGCUCUAUAUCAUCUUCACGUCUGUGACAUACCUGAGCCAUCCAUGUUUUUAUCGAAAAACUGUUUCUCCUCCCUCAGUGCUCCUGCCAAAAUAUUUGUAAUUGUAGUAACUGAUCUUCUCCUCCCCUUCAUUCUUCAUAGAUCUGUUUGUAAAAGUAAAGCAUGCUUCACGUUGACCAUAUGACUUGGCCAUCAGUGGGUGUGACCCCCCCCCAUUUUGGUUACUAAGCGGGUAUGUGUUUAUAUGAACAUCAGUGUGUCAGAAUUGGUCCCUUGAUGACAAAUUGCAGACAGGGGCAGGUGACUGAUUUCCUGCUUCUGUGCUAUGAGUAUUUAUGGUGUGAAAUAUAUCAUUUGGCGAUGGUGUACAUUGAUAUCUCUGAUCGUUGAAUCACCAAUAUCUGUGUAACUUUUAUGUUUUGAUUUUCAAAAAGGUAAAGGAUCAAUGAAUUAAAUACUCACUGAACUCUGUGA
This is a messenger RNA of Acanthochromis polyacanthus (spiny chromis), 4996 nucleotides long. RefSeq names its product estrogen-related receptor beta (gene esrrb). Lineage: Eukaryota; Metazoa; Chordata; Actinopteri; Pomacentridae. Gene Ontology annotation, cellular component: nucleus. The coding region runs from base 470 to 1984 and encodes 504 amino acids. The transcript has 8 exons. Gene Ontology annotation, biological process: regulation of DNA-templated transcription. Gene Ontology annotation, molecular function: DNA-binding transcription factor activity; zinc ion binding; nuclear steroid receptor activity. The record is from RefSeq and is a predicted model, not a curated record.